This is a messenger RNA of Exophiala dermatitidis NIH/UT8656, 1002 nucleotides long. RefSeq names its product cyclin-dependent kinase 1. The transcript is spliced from 4 exons. The coding region runs from base 1 to 1002 and encodes 333 amino acids. Lineage: Eukaryota; Fungi; Ascomycota; Eurotiomycetes; Chaetothyriales; Herpotrichiellaceae. The record is from RefSeq and is a predicted model, not a curated record. Gene Ontology annotation, cellular component: cyclin-dependent protein kinase holoenzyme complex; cytoplasm; nucleus. Gene Ontology annotation, molecular function: cyclin binding; cyclin-dependent protein serine/threonine kinase activity; ATP binding. Gene Ontology annotation, biological process: regulation of gene expression; signal transduction; G1/S transition of mitotic cell cycle.
AUGGAGAACUAUCAGAAGAUUGAAAAGAUUGGAGAAGGUACCUAUGGUGUCGUCUACAAAGCCCGGGACCUCUCCAACGGGGGACGGAUUGUGGCCCUGAAGAAGAUUCGCCUGGAGGCUGAGGAUGAGGGCGUUCCCAGCACAGCGAUCCGCGAGAUCUCCUUGUUGAAGGAAAUGAACGACCCCAACAUUGUGCGCUUAUUCAACAUCGUCCAUGCAGACGGCCACAAGUUGUACCUGGUCUUUGAAUUCCUGGAUCUGGACCUCAAGAAAUACAUGGAAGCCCUGCCUGUGUCUGAAGGAGGCCGCGGCAAGGCCCUGCCUGAGGGGUCAACCAUGGACAUGCAGAGACUGGGCUUGGGCAAAGACAUGGUGAAGAAGUUCAUGGCGCAACUCGUUGAAGGUGUCCGAUUCUGCCACAGCCAUCGUGUCCUACAUCGAGAUUUGAAACCACAGAAUCUGUUGAUCGAUAGGGAAGGCAAUCUCAAACUGGCUGAUUUUGGUCUGGCCCGAGCAUUCGGUGUCCCUCUUCGGACCUACACUCAUGAGGUGGUCACAUUGUGGUAUCGUGCUCCAGAGAUUCUUCUGGGUGGACGACAAUACUCGACUGGUGUCGACAUGUGGUCGGUUGGUGCCAUAUUCGCAGAGAUGUGCACUCGCAAGCCUCUUUUCCCAGGUGACUCGGAGAUUGACGAGAUCUUCAAGAUCUUCAAGCUGCUGGGCACGCCCGAUGAAUCUACCUGGCCUGGCGUGACCUCGUUCCCCGACUUCAAGACAACAUUCCCCAAGUGGCGUCGUGAACCGACCAGCAAACUCGUGCCCAAUCUCGAACCAGCCGGUCUGGAACUCCUAGACGCUAUGCUCGAGUACGACCCUGCUCAUCGCAUUUCUGCCAAGGCAGCUUGCAAUCACCCUUACUUUGCAGCCGGCUCUGCCGCCUACUCAGCGCGUACGAACGGUGUGGGUCGCACAAGCGAGCAGGACCAGGGCUAUUGGGACUAA